UUUUGAUUUCAUCAAUUUAAAUCUCUUAAUGUAUUGACAACUAGCUGUCAGUCAAUUUCCUGUCAUUGCUAUUUGGUCUGUGCUCCAUGUUUCAUGCCGUUUAUUUAGACAUAUUUCACUAAUCUACAAUGUCGUCAAAUUUAUAUUUUAUUUUAGUUACAUAAAUAUGAGUUAAAUUUGUUGUGUGCAUUUGAAUUUAGUUCAAAAUACUAAAUUUAACUAAGUAAUUUUGAAAUAUUGAGUUAAAAUUUUUUUCAAGAAUUUCUUCUAUAAUGGGUACUAUGUUCUUAGUUUAUUUGUUAGUAUGAACUGUUUAUAAGAAACUUUCUACAAAAUGAAGUGUAAUUUGCGUGAACUCGCUCAUUUGAGCGACCAACCUUGUGUUAUUGAAGGGAGAUUGAAUUAUAAAAAGAUAACGAAUGGCAGUUAUCGACACCAAUCAGUUUUUAAAGAAAGAUGGUUUCGACUUAUCAAUAAUUAUUUAUUCUAUUUCAAAAUAAGUGAAAUGGGCAAAUUUGAUACAAAAAACCCAGCUGGAAUAUUUGUGAUGGAAAAUUCAUCUAUUCAGAUGGAACAUGGUCAAAGCAUACCAUUUUCGUUUUCUAUAUCAUUUAUAGAUGAACCCGAAAAACGGCACCUCUUUGCAGCGCGAGCAGAGGAUAAUGUUGUCCAGUGGGUUAUGAAACUUAGAGAAUGUUCCUAUGAGUACUUGCGUAAUCGCCUUUAUGUACUUCAAUCAAAAAUAUAUUCUAUAACAGGCAAGGAUCCGCUGCUUCUAGUGCCAAGAAAUGAAGGCGCAUGUCUUUGGGCACCUUCGAUCCCUUUCUCCACAACGCCUGCGUGCACUGUGAAUACAUCAUCUUUCAGCUGUCAUCUCCAUACAAAUGGUGCGUUUACGCUUGAAAGAAGUAAAUCUGAUAUACAAGCACAUCGACAUUUUCGCUUAGAGUCUUCUAAGAAAGCAACUUUCUAUACCGGUGAAUAUAAUCAGACCUCACAAAUAAAUGAACACAAAACAAAUGAUAAUUUUGCUUUAGAAAGAAGUAAAACUUCAGCACUAUUUAACGAAAAUCGAAACGCAAUAGAUCCAACAAUUUUUGACAACCGACCACCGUUCUCACGGGCGGCACCUAGUCCUCCAGUUCGGACUAAGUUGUCACCUGCGAGCGCACGCUCCGACACCAACAAUAUAGGCAAAGUGUUUACUGAACAUAGCAAAAUAUUAGCCACGACUAGUAUACUGGAUGAAACACCUGUACCACCUAAACGUAAAGUCUCACCCAAAUAUUUAGAAGUUCGCGACGAUAAAAAAGAGGACAGUAGUAAUAAGCAACUAGAUGUGUCGAAAGAUCUUAUUCAAUUUUAGUAAACAGAUUAUUUGAGUGUAUUAUAUCCCACCUAUUAAAUAAAUUAUAACAAAUAACUUGCCCUGUAAUUAGCAUUUUCUUUUAAGUAAAAUGUGAUACUUUACCUUUUUAAAUCACAGCGGUAAAUUCGACUAUCAUAACAUACAUCACAAAAGGCAAAACAGUCCAGUCAUUUUUUUUAUAUUAUGUAUUGUAUUGUACAAGUAAUGUUUAGGCACAGCAAUUUGGUCACUAAUAAGGAAAAUAUUAUUAUAACUAAUAAGAAUGUAGGUACUACAGUUUGUUGAGUAUGUCAUGUAAAUAGUAAGGCUACCUAUGUGAUUAUGACGGGCCGAACAACGUGGGAUUAUACUUGUUUUAUUUAUUUAAUUAAGUAAUUACUAAUCCUCCGUUUCGGUGUUCCGUACCAAAAUGGAAUGUAAGUAAUGACUGUAUUUGUUAGCCUAUAUAAAUGUGUUGGUUAGAAGUUUGGCAAUUUUUUUACUAUAAGUAAAAGUAAGAACAUUUUUUGUACAGAAACGGGCCGAAAGACAAUUAGUAUUUCGAUUUCACCUUAUAUAAUUAUCGGAGACUUGAAGUAGUUUACGCAUAUUUCUAAAUAGUUAUUUUUUAAUUUAUAUAUUUUCAUGCCAGCUUUUCUGUAUGAUAUAUAUAAUCCAAAUCCAUCGAAAUUUAUAAUCCAAAUAUCCAAAAAGAAUGAAAUAAUAGAGACCAAUUGAUAACGUAUCUGUAAACAUAAAAUAAAUAGUUUAAAUAGUUUUUACAGGAUUAAAAAAAAUAGGAUUGAGAAAAAAAAUUAAGUCGCACCGAUCCUAAUAAUUAGUAUUAAUAAUUAAUAGUUCAACUAUGUAAAAGGAUAUCCGUUUAUAGAUAGGUAUAGUACCUCUGUAUAGGAAUCUGACUCGCACUUGACCGGUUUUUUAUUAUCUAAUGGAAGAUUACUUUCUAAAAAAUUGCCAUUAUGUUUUAGUGCUCAAUAUAAUUAAGUAAAUAACGGAAAGAUUGUAGUAAUCAUAGUUACAAUUUAUUACACAAAGUUAUCUUUUUUAUACUUAAUUAUAUAAUCAAAUAUUUUAGAAUAUCACAGACAAAAACUAUAAACCAAAAAAUUAUAUUAUCAUCAAAAAUAUUCCACUUAUUGUUAGGUGGUUAUAUGUAUUAUUGUUGUAUAUGGUAAUAAUAUUGAAACUUACUAUCAUGUUUCCGUAAAAUAAUAUUGUUUUAGUAAUCUUUAUACUAGCACUUUUUAUUAUUGAUAUAUUUUUGAUUUACCAAUAAUAAAAAGUUUGUGAUACAUUCGUGGUUCCCAGAUUUAUUGUAUACAUAGGUGCAUAAUAAUAUUAUCUGAAUAAACAACAUUAGUGUCAAUAAAUGUGCAGUAAAUGAAAUUAACACAGGACUGUUACAAGUGUCGUAACAAAAAGCAAUGUAAUACUGUCGAUGAUGGAUAAAGCAUUUGAUAGCCGAAUAAUGUCUUUUCGUUCUUCCCAGUGAUUUUAAACGAGAUCGUUGAAUUAAAAAAUAACGUGCUUAUAAAACAUAUAAUUUAUUAGUGCGUACUUAAUAAUCUCUGUGUCACUCUAAAGUUUAUUAACACUGAUAAGAUUUUGUUUUUAAUGAUGAAACGAUUUUGCAGCAAAUUGAAGAAAUUUAUAUUUAUUACGUUUAUAUGGGAAUAUUAUGGAUGGAACAUGGUCGCACAGACGUACUUCUCUAAGAUGGUCGAAUUAAUACUUGGAAUAACUAAGUUUAUUUACUCGCAAUAUCCGUAGAUAACAGUCGACAAUACUUUGUAGUUGUGAUUAAAACUAUAUAGAUAGUAUAAACUUUAUAAAUAAGUUUAUUCGACCUUUUUGAACUGGACAUAACAACAGCUCUCAUAUAAAAAAAAUUUGAAUAAAAAUAUAUAGAUAAAAAAAUAUCAUAAAAUGUUUUUCAUACUGAUUAAGUUAUUGCAAAACAAGAAUAUGCAUGAUCGCAGUUACACGCAGUUACAUUAUAUUAAACUAUCAGUUUAGUACUAUAUGUUGAUUAUUAUGUUGAUAUAUUUUUUUACUUACUAUACAAGUUCUAGGAUUUUAUGCAAAUACAAUAUAUCUUAUAAAUAGGUUAUUAAUUAAUAAAUAUUUAUCUUUUGGUUCAUGUCUGAGUUUUUGUAUCUAUAAUACUAUUUAGUAGAAGUGGCAUUAAAUUCCUCUUUCGCUACUGAAAAUGCACCUAAGUGAAUUAUGUUAUAUAGCCAUCUAAUUGAAUAUUGGAGAUUAAAAUUCGAUGCUUAUAUUUAAUAUAAGAUAAAUCAUCACGACCAAAUCACAUUCAUGGAACUGGUAAUCGGCGCUUGUUUUAGUAGAAAUAGGUACAAUAUCUACUACAAUGUUUCUCUAAGUAUUUAUUUAGUUUUAAUUUUUCGUGUUUAGUACACACACGUUAUUCCAGUCUGCUCGUGGCCACGUCUAGUGAAACAUAAACAAACGAAAUAUGAAAUGAAUCAAAUACCUUGUUUAUUACGAUAUAAUUCGUGAAAUCUCGAAUAAGUCUUAAUUUAAGAACAACAAAUGAAAUCGGAAUGUUUUUACUAAUAAGGUGCUAUUGACUACAGUACUCAAUCAAAAUAAAUAUGAAAUUAACGAGAUUGUAACUACAAUAAUAAUUUUAAAUCACUGUCAAAUAUGAGAUUAUUUAGUUUUAUUGUAGAUAAGCAAGCACAAGGUUCUAUAUUAUAUAAAUAAAUUCUAGUCAAAAUAGUAAUAUAUCUAUCUAUAUUGACAUAGAAAUAAAAAGACAUUCGUUUAAACAUGUGAUAAAUAUGUUUGUGUUUGUACCAAUAGACUUUGUGUAUGUUUUAAAUAUUAAUACAUUAAAUCAUUUUAAAGAGGCUAUAUGGCAAUAAGUCUUUUAAUUUGGUUCGAAAAAUUAAAUAAAUUUGCAUUCAUUUGGUAAUCAAAUUAGAUUCAUGUCCUGGUCACAGGUCAACCCAUUUUUUGACAAAUAUAUCUGUGUCAAAUAUAUAUACAUAUAUUUAAUAAUUUUGCAUCACGGAAGUGACGUGGAACUGAUUAUGGAAUCUAAUUAAAAUAGUAUGUAAACAUUAAUUCGUUCCUUUCACUGUUUUUGAUAAAUUUUUAUACAUCCUAAAAGAUUGUGAUAUGUAAUAUGUAGCUAUAUGUAUAUGUAAUUAUAUGUAUAUUUAUAACUUUUGUACAAUAAAGUGGAUAUAUACCUAACUAAUUUAGCUUGUCUAUUUUGUAAAUCAAUCAGAAAUUUCCGAGCCGAACGAAACAUGAACUAUACUAAUAUCAUGAUAGAAUUACUGUAAUAUAUACAAAUUGGUAGAAAUGGAAUGUUUUGAUCGUUUAUAAUUUUAUACAUUCACUGCAUAGUAUUUAGGACAAUAUUUGCUAUGGUCCUUAGGGUUUACAAUGAAUGAAAUGGUAUCGGUAUGGGGACACGGGUUCCACGAAAUUUGGAUCAGAUACUGUGGAAUUAGAAUGAAAACAUUUCAUGGUAGACCUGCUGUAUAUUUUAAAAAGAAUGUGACUAUGUAGGAUUGAUCCUUUGACAUAUGUAACAAGCUUACAUCUUGUUAGCAUAGUGGUAUCCAUUUUAUUAUUAUCUUCAUGACAGCUCACAUUUGUUACCAACUAAGUUCUUUUAAUGGUCUUUUAUAAAGUAGGUACUAUAGUAAAGUCAUAAGUCGAAAUUUUAACAAUAAUUAGCUAUGGAGGUUAGAAAUACAUAAAUUAAUGUUUAUCUGUUGGCUAUAAAUUAUUUAGUUAUUUCCUUUUCACCUUGCUUUUAUAAGAUAGUUCCUGAAUCGACUAGGUGCAACAGACAACAUUGGUUCAGAUUUUACAAUAACAUAGUGAACAUUCCAGCCCUUGUGCAUUCCGUCAGAGAUCAUGUAAAGAGAGCAGUACCUCUAUCUGAAAUAUCUAAUAAAACAAGUGCUCUAACGAAAAGUGUCUGUUGGAGCAAAUUUCUUUUAGUCUUAGGCAUUGCGAAUAAUACGUGGCUUCUAGUACGAGUUUCUUUGUUUGGCACAACAUAAUUACGUUAGCCAAUAUGAUAGAAUUUUCAAUCUUUCCCCUUAAAAUCUUAAAGACAUGAUAAUCGUUAAAUCCUUCCUCGCCUCCAGUGUAUUGUAUCCCACUAUUACCAGUGUGAACAAAGUAGGGUACAUCAAGGGGAAAAGGGAUAAACGACCUACUGCUUAAAAUACAAAUAUCAUAUUACUUUGUAGGUAUUAACCCAACUU
Molecule: messenger RNA, 5622 nt
Organism: Galleria mellonella (greater wax moth)
Lineage: Eukaryota; Metazoa; Arthropoda; Insecta; Lepidoptera; Pyralidae
Exons: 4
Coding region: 335-1366 (343 amino acids)
Biological process (GO): receptor recycling; retrograde transport, endosome to Golgi; endosome organization
Cellular component (GO): early endosome; recycling endosome; trans-Golgi network
Source: RefSeq, a predicted model, not a curated record